UUUCUUCCUCUUGAUGCAGGCCUUUUUGUCUUGGUGGCGCGUGAUUGGUCUUCGGUCAUCGUGGCAGUGAAUGCUUUCUUUUUUGUGAAGUCCAGCGUUCGGAAUCGAUAGUUUGAUUUUAUUUCUAACAGUGAAUUAAAAAAACAUCAAAAUGGUGAACUUUACGGUCGACGAAAUCCGUGUCAUGAUGGACAAAAAGAAGAACAUAAGAAAUAUGUCCGUAAUAGCUCACGUAGAUCAUGGAAAAUCCACACUGACCGAUUCAUUAGUAUCGAAAGCUGGUAUCAUCGCCGGCGCAAAAGCUGGAGAAACACGUUUCACAGACACAAGAAAAGAUGAACAGGAACGUUGUAUUACCAUCAAAUCAACUGCCAUAUCUAUGUUUUUUGAAUUAGAAGACAAAGAUCUCGUCUUCAUCAAAGAUCCCGAUCAACGUGAUAAAACCGAGAAAGGAUUUUUAAUCAAUUUGAUCGAUUCACCCGGGCACGUGGACUUCUCUAGUGAAGUAACAGCCGCUCUUCGUGUAACCGAUGGAGCCUUAGUCGUAGUAGACUGCGUUUCAGGUGUGUGUGUACAAACUGAAACCGUAUUACGUCAGGCUAUCGCCGAACGUAUUAAGCCAGUUUUGUUCAUGAACAAAAUGGACCGUGCGUUGUUGGAAUUGCAAUUGGAACCCGAAGAUCUUUUCCAAACUUUCCAACGUAUCGUUGAAAACGUAAACGUAAUCAUUGCCACGUAUAACGAUGAUGGUGGCCCCAUGGGUGAAGUCCGCGUUGACCCUAGCAAAGGUAGUGUUGGUUUUGGAUCUGGUUUACACGGAUGGGCCUUCACAUUAAAACAGUUCGCUGAAAUGUACGCAGAAAAAUUCAAAAUCGAUGUCGUCAAGCUCAUGAAUCGUUUAUGGGGAGAAAACUUCUUCAACGCUAAAACCAAGAAAUGGGCCAAGCAAAAAGACGAAGAAAACAAACGUUCAUUCAAUAUGUACAUUUUGGACCCCAUUUUUAAACUGUUCGACUGCAUUAUGAAUUACAAAAAAGAAGAAACCGAUGUUUUAUUAGGAAAAUUAGGAAUUUCGUUGAGACCUGAAGAUAAAGAGAAAGAUGGAAAAGCUUUAUUGAAAGUUGUUAUGCGCUCGUGGUUGCCAGCUGGUGAAGCUUUACUUCAGAUGAUAGCCAUCCACUUACCUUCUCCCGUCGUUGCUCAAAAAUACAGAAUGGAAAUGUUGUACGAAGGACCUCACGAUGACGAAGCUGCUAUUGCUAUCAAGACUUGCGAUCCCAACGGACCCUUGAUGAUGUACGUGUCAAAAAUGGUACCGACUUCCGACAAAGGUAGAUUCUACGCUUUCGGUCGUGUAUUCGCUGGAAAAGUAUGCACUGGUAUGAAAGCUCGUAUCAUGGGACCCAAUUACACUCCCGGAAAGAAAGAAGAUUUAUACGAAAAAGCUAUUCAAAGAACCAUCUUGAUGAUGGGACGUUAUGUUGAAGCCAUCGAAGAUGUGCCUAGCGGUAACAUUUGCGGUUUGGUCGGAGUGGAUCAGUUUCUUGUCAAGACUGGUACCAUCACCACCUUCAAAGACGCUCACAACUUGCGUGUAAUGAAAUUCAGUGUAUCUCCCGUCGUCAGAGUUGCUGUCGAACCCAAGAACCCAGCCGAUUUACCAAAAUUGGUCGAAGGUUUGAAACGUCUCGCUAAAUCCGAUCCUAUGGUGCAAUGUAUCAUCGAAGAAUCCGGAGAACACAUUAUCGCUGGUGCUGGUGAACUUCACUUGGAAAUUUGCUUAAAAGAUUUAGAAGAAGAUCACGCUUGCAUACCAAUCAAGAAAUCCGAUCCAGUUGUAUCGUAUCGUGAAACAGUCACCGAAGAAUCCGAUCAAAUGUGUUUGUCGAAAUCACCCAACAAGCACAAUCGUUUAUUCAUGAAAGCUACUCCAUUCCCAGAAGGUCUCGCCGAAGAUAUUGAUGACGGCAAUGUUAACCCCAGAGACGACUUCAAGAGUCGUGCUCGUUAUCUUGGUGAAAAAUACGAAUACGACGUUACGGAAGCUAGAAAAAUCUGGGCUUUCGGUCCUGACGGUACUGGACCAAAUCUUUUGGUCGAUUGCACAAAAGGAGUACAAUAUUUGAACGAAAUUAAAGAUUCAGUCGUAGCCGGUUUCCAAUGGGCUACCAAAGAGGGUGUCUUAGCCGAAGAAAAUUUACGUGCUGUACGUUUCAACAUUCACGAUGUGACAUUACACGCUGACGCUAUCCACAGAGGAGGUGGUCAAAUCAUACCAACGGCUCGUAGAUGUUUAUACGCUUGCGCUUUGACGGCUGCUCCCCGUUUAAUGGAACCCGUAUAUUUGUGUGAAAUUCAGUGCCCUGAAGUGGCUGUCGGUGGAAUUUACGGAGUACUGAACAGACGUCGUGGACACGUUUUCGAAGAAAUGCAAGUAGCUGGUACUCCAAUGUUCGUAGUUAAAGCAUAUUUGCCAGUAAACGAAUCAUUCGGUUUCACGGCUGAUUUACGUAGUAAUACCGGUGGGCAGGCUUUCCCACAAUGUGUAUUCGAUCAUUGGCAAAUCUUACCUGGUAAUCCUCUGGAGUUGGGUUCAAGACCGUAUUCCAUCGUUCAGGAUACUCGUAAACGUAAGGGACUGAAAGAAGGCUUACCCGAUCUUCAACAAUAUAUGGAUAAAUUGUAAUACAAUUACUGGAUAAUAAAUCGAGAAUAAUAACGAAGUUAAAUCAAAUAUCGCCGUUAGCAUAAAUAAAUGAAAUAAGAAAACCUAUUCUACGCAGUUGAAGCUCAAUUUUGGAAGUCGAUCGAGGCUGCGUCUCUGUAUGUAAAGCCCAACAAGCAAUUCCGCCUACAACCAUUGUUUUUUUAAAUUAAAAACUUAUUAAAAAUAGCGUGUAUUGUUUUUAUAUUUUAUGAAUAAAAAUGUUCAUUCAUAAUUGAUAACUUAUAAA
Messenger RNA from Planococcus citri (citrus mealybug), 2954 nucleotides. It is a transcript of the gene eEF2, whose product is annotated as eukaryotic translation elongation factor 2. Lineage: Eukaryota; Metazoa; Arthropoda; Insecta; Hemiptera; Pseudococcidae. Gene Ontology annotation, biological process: translational elongation. Gene Ontology annotation, molecular function: translation elongation factor activity; ribosome binding; GTPase activity. The record is from RefSeq and is a predicted model, not a curated record. The coding region runs from base 152 to 2686 and encodes 844 amino acids. Gene Ontology annotation, cellular component: cytosol; ribonucleoprotein complex. The transcript is spliced from 15 exons.